Molecule: messenger RNA, 2888 nt
Organism: Myodes glareolus (Bank vole)
Lineage: Eukaryota; Metazoa; Chordata; Mammalia; Rodentia; Cricetidae
Source: RefSeq, a predicted model, not a curated record
AUGGCAGAAGAGAAAAAAAAUCCUAGCUCAUGCCGGCUUGUCUUGGUUGGUCGUUUCCUCCUGCUCCUCUUUCAUGAUCUGUCUUUCAUGGCCAUUCCUUCAGUGGCUGGCAAGAUCCCCACCUCACCCUCCAUGUUCCCUGCAGGUGGCAUCUUAGCUGCUAGAGUGUGGAGCUGGCCUAUGGGAGCCAAACGUGACCAGUUCACGCAGGGGAAACUUGAACAUUCGCAGGCACACCAGAGGCCAGCAUCCUGGCCGAGUGUGGGAGCUGCGUACUGCAGUACGGUUGUGCCCUCUGAUGACGUGACGGUGGUUUAUCAGAAUGGGUUGCCGGUGAUAUCCGUGAGGCUGCCAUCUCGGCGUGAACGCUGCCAAUUCACACUCAAACCUAUCUCCGACUCUGUCGGUGUGUUUCUACGACAGCUGCAAGAGGAGGAUCGGGGGAUCGACAGGGUUGCCAUCUACUCGCCAGAUGGCGUCCGAGUUGCUGCCUCCACGGGAAUUGACCUCCUCCUCCUCGAUGACUUUAAGCUUGUCAUUAACGACUUAACCUACCACGUGCGGCCACCAAAGAGAGACCUCCUAAGCCAUGAAAAUGCAGAAACCCUGAAUGAUGUGAAGACGCUGGUCCAGCAGCUCUACACCACGCUGUGCAUCGAGCAGCAUCAGCUCAACAAGGAGCGGGAGCUCGUGGAGAGGUUAGAGAACCUCAAGCAGCAGCUGGCCCCCCUGGAGAAGGUACGAAUCGAAAUCAGCAGGAAAGCCGAGAAGAGGACGACGCUGGUGCUAUGGGGUGGCCUGGCCUACAUGGCCACACAGUUUGGCAUCUUGGCCCGGCUUACCUGGUGGGAAUACUCCUGGGACAUCAUGGAGCCGGUCACCUAUUUCAUCACCUACGGAAGUGCCAUGGCCAUGUACGCGUAUUUCGUGAUGACGCGCCAGGAAUAUGUUUAUCCAGAAGCCAGAGACAGACAAUACUUAUUAUUUUUCCAUAAAGGAGCCAAAAAGUCACGUUUCGAUCUAGAGAAAUACAAUCAACUCAAGGAUGCAAUUGCUCAGGCAGAAAUGGACCUUAAGAGACUGAGAGACCCAUUGCAAGUACAUCUGCCCCUCCGACAGAUCGGAGAAAAGGAUUGAUCUGCGCAGAGCGUGAAUCCCGGCAGAGAGGACGCCUGUUUCUAACUCAUGCCUUUUUAAUCCAAGCAUUGCAGGUGGAAGCGGGGGCCAUGUGGGGGAGAGGGUUUUUACCUUUAAUUCUAAAACAAAACACAAAAAGGAUCUUAGGGAAGAAAGGGACGUUAAAUUCUGAGACUCAGGCAUGGCGGAGUACAGUGCAAAGGCCUUAGUGAGUCUUGUCUUGAGCAUCUCGUUUCCAGAUGAGAGUGAUGCAGCUACAGCUGAGAGAACGAAGCAAGGGUGAUGUUGGGGUGUUUGUUUCUUGCAUCUUUGCAAGGUCUGCAAAACACUAACACACCAGCACCCCACUCAGCUCUAGUUUUGUUUUUUGCUUUUUUUUUAAAUUUAAGUUUCUUAUUUUUGACAUAGGAAUAAAUACCUAUAUAAGAAAGCAAAUCCUUAUGAAUUGUGGUUGGCAGAGUCUGAGCCAGUAAGGCUAGCCUUCAUCUUAAGCUGGACCCAGUCUCUGUGAAGUUACCAGGAAUUUCUCCACCCCGGAUCCCUUUUCUGACCAGCUACCUACUUAUGUAUACCUGCUGGUUACACUACUUUUAUCCAAAUAAUCAUUGAAAUCAACUUAGGACUGUUUGAUGAUUGGCAGUUGAAUUAUGUUGUCUUGAGUUCUCAUGUCUAUCUCCCAGGGUUCUGAAUGGCUAUCUAGAGAUCACUGGCAAUACUGCAUGAGGUUUUAAUUGUAUUUGUUUUAUUUUUUUUACUAAUUAACCUUCAAAGGAGAAAAAGAUCCUCUCCUUUGUAUACCGCUCCCAUUGAUAGCCCACACUUCUUCCACAUCACAGGUCAGAGGGCCAGUGUUCAUCUGUGUUACCAAACUUGGAGGAUGUAAGGUUUACAAAUCAGCUAAACAUCAUGGCUCUAGGGCUGAUUCAGAGCCAGGAUAACCUUGGCUAAUCUAAGACACACACUUCCUCACCAUUGUGAGCCCUCCCAACUCCACUCCAGUUGCUGAAACCCAGGGCGGAUCUCAAAGGGUGCAAUUAUCUUUAUACAGGAGUACCUUUCUAUGGCUUUCUUUAGCCUACCUUCUCCACCCUGUUUCUUUUUGUCUUAAAUGAGAGACAGAAGAAUUAGUCUUAUACUCUGCAGAACGUUUUCUACCGUGUUUCCAGAUGGCACCUGCACUUGAAAAGCCAGUCAAAUCUCUCUCUACUGUCCUCUGUUUUUAACUGUCCCGGGGGCAGGACAGCAAGAAUGACAGGGGCUUGCCGCACAGCUGAUUGGCUUUUGGCUUCUGUUUCCUUCACACGUUUCAUCCCUCCUCGUGGGGCAAGGGGUUGCUUUUGGGAUCAUUGUGUACGAAAGAAAACCUUCAAAUGACAAACCUAGACUCCAGGUGCCUUGCAGAGGUCGAAGGCCAGCCAGGACUGCCGCUUCUGCCACCACCCUCCACCGGCAUGACGGAGCGAGCGAGAGGAUGCAUGUCUCAGUCCCCAGCCUCCUACUUCCUUCCUGUUGUUCAGGCUUUCCCUCGUUCCUUUUUGUUGUGUGGAUUAUUUUUAAACCGCUCAUCCUGUUUGUGUGCAGGGUUCUUAAGAAGGAAAGGCACAGUGCAAUGAGUGAGUCCUCUGGGUGGUGUGGGAGGCAAGGGGGGGCGAGCAAAAUGUCGAACACAUGUACAAUCCUGUAUCAUUUAUGAAAUAUGUAUAAAAAGCAAUGUACCUUCUGGAACAAUAAAUACUUAUUCAAUUUUUGAA